AUGAAGGACAAAGAUGGCGGCGAGGUCGUUGCCCCGACAAGGAUUCCCUAUUGGCGCUUGGUUGCCGACCAAGCUGGAAUCACACCAGAGGUCCUCAACCACAAAUAUGCCGGCUCUGGCACCGAACAAGACCCAUACCUGGUCCAAUGGAUCCCCAACGACCCUCGAAACCCCAUGGGCUGGAGCAAACCAAAAAAGUGGUUCAUCACAAUGAUGGUAUCGCUUACAACACUAGCAGUGGCGCUGCUUUCCUCGGCAUAUACUGGAGGCAUCCGCGAGAUCAUUGAAGAGUUCGGAAUUUCGCAAAUCGUCGCUACCCUUGGCGUCUCACUCUUCGUGCUCGGUUUUGCUAUCGGACCCCUGAUGUGGGCUCCGUUGAGUGAACUCUUCGGCAGACAAUAUCUUUUUUUCGGCACGUAUAUGGUGUUGACAGCGUUCAACGCUGGCUGUGCCGGAGCGGAUAGCGCUAGGACUUUGAUCAUUCUACGCUUCUUCGCAGGUGCUUUCGGCUCAUCACCUCUCGCGAACUCGGGCGGCGUCAUCGCAGACAUGUUCCCAGCAGCCGAGAGAGGUCUGGCGAUGGCGCUCUUUGCGGCCGCACCCUUCCUCGGUCCCGUCAUCGGUCCUAUUGCAGGUGGUUUUCUCGGAGCUGCCGCUGGCUGGCGCUGGGUUCUCGGGUUCUUGGCGGCCUUCUCUGGGACUCUUUGGCUUGUAGGGACUGCUCUUGUGCCUGAGACGUAUGCUCCGUACUUGCUUCGACAAAGGGCGGCGAAACUGUCCAAGAUGACAGGAAAGUGUUAUAUGAGCAAGAUGGAGCACGAUCAGGGCAAAGUCAAGCUUGCAGAGUCUUUCAGAAACGCGUUGCUGCGUCCUUGGAUUUUGCUGUUCCGGGAGCCUAUUGUCUUCCUUCUCAGUCUUUACAUGGCCAUCAUCUACGGAACGCUCUACAUGCUUUUCGCCGCCUUCCCUAUUGUAUACCAACAAGAACGGGGUUGGUCUCAAGGAAUCGGCGGCUUAGCAUUUUUAGGCGUAAUGGUGGGUAUGAUUUUCGCCAUCAUCUAUACCAUCCCGGCAAAUGGUCGCUACAACCGAGUUCAAGAAGAGAAUAACGGCUAUGCGCCACCGGAAGCCCGACUUCCACCAGCGAUGGUCGGAUGCGUUGCUGUCCCUAUUGGUCUAUUCUGGUUUGCUUGGACAAACCAAACCUCGAUUCACUGGGCCGUUAGCAUCGCAGCCGGCAUUCCGUUUGGUUUCGGAAUGGUUCUACUCUUCUUGAGUAUCAUGAACUACCUCAUCGACGCCUACACGAUCUUUGCUGCGUCUGUCCUUGCCGCCAACUCAGUCAUUCGUAGCUGUUUUGGCGCUGCAUUUCCUCUCUUCACGUCAUACAUGUACGCGGACCUUGGUACCAACUGGGCGUCCUCGAUCCCAGCUUUCCUGGCACUUGCGUGUGUGCCGUUUCCAUUCCUAUUUUAUAAGUAUGGAGCUGCCAUUAGAUCUCGCUGCAAGUUUGCUGCGGAGUCCGAAGCUUUCAUGGCGCGGCUUCGCCAAGAAGACUCAUCUGGCUCGGAGGAAAAGGAACCCGAGCAAACGAGUUCAGCGGAGGUUGCGGUUGACACCGAAGAGACAUCGGAUGGGCCUACAUACGCAGCUUUGAACACACAUCGGCCUCGGACUAUGAGUGGUGGUACAGCCGUGUCUUCACGCCGCAAGUCUUAUGAUGGUAAUCCAUAUGACAUUGACAGAGUCAACACUCGACAGUCAUUUGGGCGGUGA
Messenger RNA from Colletotrichum gloeosporioides, 1776 nucleotides. Its product is annotated as Efflux pump FUB11. Gene Ontology annotation, biological process: transmembrane transport. The coding region runs from base 1 to 1776 and encodes 591 amino acids. Gene Ontology annotation, molecular function: transmembrane transporter activity. NCBI's taxonomy places the organism in Eukaryota, Fungi, Ascomycota, Sordariomycetes, Glomerellales, Glomerellaceae. The record is from RefSeq and is a predicted model, not a curated record. The transcript has a single exon.